Messenger RNA from Gambusia affinis (western mosquitofish), 3710 nucleotides. It is a transcript of the gene cox10, whose product is annotated as protoheme IX farnesyltransferase, mitochondrial. Gene Ontology annotation, cellular component: mitochondrial membrane; mitochondrion. NCBI's taxonomy places the organism in Eukaryota, Metazoa, Chordata, Actinopteri, Cyprinodontiformes, Poeciliidae. The record is from RefSeq and is a predicted model, not a curated record. The transcript has 7 exons. The coding region runs from base 151 to 1569 and encodes 472 amino acids. Gene Ontology annotation, molecular function: protoheme IX farnesyltransferase activity. Gene Ontology annotation, biological process: heme biosynthetic process.
AGUGAGUAAACACAUUUGUCUCUCCUCUCUUCUUUUGCCCUCGUCACUCAUUUGCAUCCCGGAAGUGCUUCUACUGCGUAACGGGGUCAAAAUGGCGGCUCCCUGCUUGUGAAAGGGUCGAACCAGAAGGCAGCUUUAUGAUCCCACGACAUGUAUAAAACGCCAUGCAGCAGGCUGACGGGUUUUCUAGGUGUAAGAAUAAAACAGCAAUUGGUUCAAAUUGCUCCUCGAUGUAACCAGACUUCUCGAAGUCUUAUUUACCUCCACAAAAGAAAUCCCUCAAACUCGCUGACGUAUCAGCAUCUUAACUUUCUGAAACGACAGUAUGUAACCAAAACCAGCAGCGAACUUCAGCAGCGAGCGGUCCCCAAGCACGACCUGACCACUGUCGAUGAAAGAGAUGCCAGCGUUGAAAAACAGAUGGAGAGAAUACCAGCGAUUAAUGCUGAGCUCGAACAAGUUGCCACAUUGUCGGAAGAUGUAGCGCCUAAAACAGAACCUGAAAACUUCCCCGCAAAGCCUGCUACGCAAAGUGUGACAACUCCAAAAGGUUCUGCGUCCCAUCUUGCUGCAACCACAGAUGAGCCUCCGCACAUUCAAGUGGAGACGGAAGAGGCGAGGCAGGCCCGUCUCGACAGACAGUGGAAGCCGCUGAAAGUUGAUGUGGGUGACCUACCAGAUGUCUACGCUCGACUUGCUAAAAUCAAACUUACAGCUCUGGUGGUAACAACUGCAGCAGCUGGUUUUGCAAUGGCUCCCGUCCCUUUUGAUCCCAUCUUGUUUUUUGUGUCUUCUCUGGGAACAGGCCUGGCAUCCUGUGCUGCCAAUUCCAUUAACCAGUACUUUGAGGUGCCCUUUGACUCCAACAUGAACCGAACAAAGAACCGUCCCCUCGUCAGAGGACAGAUCAGCCCGCUGCAUGCCGUGUCAUUCGCUUUGGCCUGUGGCAUUCCUGGAGUUGCUCUUCUCACGCUGGCAGUAAACCCCUUAACAGGGUUCCUAGGCGCCUUCAACAUCUUUCUGUACACCUGCUGCUACACGCCGCUCAAGAGGCUCAGCAUCAUCAACACCUGGGUGGGAGCGGUGGUUGGAGCAAUACCCCCUGUGAUGGGUUGGUGCGCUGCCACAGGCAGUCUGGAUCCAGGUGCUUUGGUAUUGGGCGGUUUCCUCUACUGCUGGCAGUUCCCGCACUUCAACGCUCUCAGCUGGAACUUGAGGCAAGACUACUCGCGCGGCGGCUAUCGCAUGAUGUCCGUCACCCACCCGGGCAUGUGCAAGCGAGUGGCCCUGCGUCACAGCCUGGGCCUGAUCCCGCUGACGACGCUAGCGCCCGCGCUGGGCGUCACCACCUGGAACUUCCCCGUCAUCUCCUUACCCAUCAACCUGUACAUCAGCUACCUAGCCACCCGCUUCUACUACCAGGGGGACCGCAACAGCGCCCGCAAGCUCUUCUUCUGCAGCCUAUGGCACUUGCCCAUGCUGCUGCUGCUGGCGCUCACCUGUAAGAAGUACAGCCGGAGUCCAGAGGUAACGGCGGCGCCUUUGACACUCGAGCCGCCUGCGAAAUAACUGGGACUCUUCUUUUAACCGUAGUACUUGUGGGUGGAGAGAUGUUUGCUGACACACUGCUUUACAGAAAACACACCAAGUUGCAAUCUUUUAAUUGUGUGUUCUGUAGUUAUGUAUAUUUAUUUUUAAAGGUCCCACCAGUUCUUGUGUCUUAUAUCUGACUGAGAAAUGACUUUGUACUGUUUACACCACUCUCAUAGAAAGCCUUCACAGCUCAAUAAGGUGGAAACCAUGUUGUGGUAGAGUUUUUAGGACGUGGUAAAACAGGACAGGCGUGAUGAUGACAUGUUACUUGACAGUAAAUAAACCUCAUUUUCCUUUGAAACAAAAAAAUGUGUAUGAGGUUUAAUUUCAUAAACCUUCUUUAAGGAAUCAUUUAUCCCCUUUGGACAAAAGGGCAACUAUUCUCCAUCCAUCCAUCCAUUUUCUAAUCACCCUUCGUCCCUAAUGGGAUCAGGAGGGUUGCUGGUUCCUAUCCCCAGCUACGUUCCGGGCGAGAGGCGGGGUUCACCCUGGACAGGUCGCCAGUCUGUCGCAGGCAACUAUUCUCAACCAAUAAAUAUAUGAUGAUUGUAACUAUGUGUUCUGUGUCAUGUGUGAUGAACUCCUUGACGUCAAGCAUGUAGCACACUCUUAUCAAGUGGAAAAACAAAGCAGCUCAUUAGGUGACGCUGCCCUUUAUAUUUGGAUUCAGGUUUCAGCUGUAAACCCAGGCGGAUAUGCUCACUUUAAGCUCAAAUCGGCCGCUCUAUUUAGCGGGCCACCCCUUACACCUGUCAUUUAACAUGUGCUCCAUUUCCACCAAGUUUUGGGUGUUUGGUUACAUUUCCAUCGCUGCGCUCUGAGCCGCAGACAAGCGCCUCCUUCCCUCCCCGUCCCCCCCAGCGGUACCGCCACCCUCGCUCCAUAAAAACCGGCAGGAUUUAGUCAAGGCCGAGAGACGUGAAACGGCUCGAUGUCCUCGUAAAGUGUCUGACCGGAUGCGGAGUUUCAUAUCAGAGGGUGGGAGCGGAGCAGGCCCUAGCCAGCUGUUACAGCCGGAUCAGAAGUACACGGAGAGGCAGAAUAUUUUAGGGCACCUCAAAGGCUCAACGUGAUGAGUCCUGAUGGGGUUUAUAGCACGCAGGGUCUCUCCUUGUUUAGAUCUGCAUGUUGUGGCCUCGCUGCAUAUUUCUGGCUUGCACAUGGAGCUCAGAGCCAUUCCUUUUGAGAAGGGAAAUGUCUCUUCUACCCUGGUGGUAAGGUAAGAUCUUAAAUGAUCAGUAAUUACAGGUCAUUUUGAGAGCCUAAACUUCAUCGAGACGAAAGGCUUAAAAAAGAGGCAACUUAAAUGUAUUUUAAUCAGUUUUUAUAAUUGGCUAGCACGAAGAAGUGAAUACGUAUGGAAUAUGUAAAGGUGAGAAAAAAAGUGAGUUUAAAUUAAAAUGUUAAAUUUGUGAAAUACAGUCUCGAUUAUAUGUGGAACAUAUGUGAGCACACUUAAGUCUUGAGACAGUUUCUCAGUUGAAUUUAGGUCUGGACUUUGACUGGUCCAUUCUUCCACUUAUUAUUUAUUUUUAUUUUUUUUACACCAUUCAACUGUAGUUCUAGCUGCAAUGAUUGGAGUCAUCAUCCGCCUGGAAAGUGAAUCUCUAUUCACUUGAUGGAGUGAAUGGAUAUUGACUCUUUCAAGCGAAUCUCUGUUCACUUUCUUAAGAGGAAAGAUUAACAACUUUCCUGUUAAUGUUGAACAAAAACAUCCACAUGACAUGAUGCUGCCACUACCAUGUUCCACUAUGAGGGUGACGUGCUCAGGAUGAUGUGCAGUGUAUGUUAGCUACUAAACUGUUUUAUCUAAUAUGCAAACUUUUACAUUACACAUGUUUUCGCAUUCUUGUGAAAGCAUGUGUAAUGUAAAAGUUUGUGGAAAAAUGUCCAACUGAUGUGAAUAUUUUUUUUACAAGCUUCUCAAAGUGAGAUAAAAAAUUAAACGGUUUUGCAUCCAGUGGCGGAAGCUGACAUGCAACAUGAAGAAAUAUAAACAGAAAAUAUUCAUGUUUGUAAUAAAAAGGUUUUUUUAAUCAUGUUGAAAUUAAGAAAGAUCAGAUAAAGCCUUGGUAAAAUCAUUUGUUUUCAUGUUAGGUUUAAAAUCUUAAAGUUAU